Thelazia callipaeda (thelaziosis nematode) is the source of this 777-nucleotide messenger RNA. The record is from the annotation of a GenBank genome assembly. NCBI's taxonomy places the organism in Eukaryota, Metazoa, Nematoda, Chromadorea, Rhabditida, Thelaziidae.
AUGUCUGUGUCAUCAAUAGCUAAACUAACAAAAUAUUUUAAUUGCUACAAUGCUAUUCCUUCUGCUACAUUGUGUUGUAAACGAUUAACGGCACCGAAUUUUGAUGCAUUAGCUCAGCAAUUUCAACAAGAGCUAAAUGGAAGACAAAGUUCUGAUGGUGGCUGCGAACACGAUGUUAUGAUAUCUAGCGAUAAAAUUAUAGAAAGACGAGAGUGGAUGAACGCUCCAGUUGUUUAUUGCGACGGAUCGUUUGAAUGGACAUUAAAAAAAGGUGGAAUUGGAAUAUUUUGGAGUCCAAAAGAUGAACGUAAUGUGCAUUUGUCGUUGACAGGAUCGAAAAUUACUAAUAUUCGUGCUGAAAUAAAAGCUGUCAGCUUAGCUGCUUUGCAAGCAUGUUCACUUAAAUUUGAACGAGUAAUCAUCAAAACAGAUUCGCAGUUCGUUGUCAAAGUGAUAAAUUCAUGGUUGUCUAGAUGGCGGUUGAACGACUGGAAAAAAGCAGAUGGAAGACAAAUUGAGAAUGUGGAUGACAUACAAAAACUGAGUCGUUACACUGAUAUGAUUAAAAUGAGAGUAGAGCAUACGUAUGGCCAUCAGAAAUACGAUGCAACUAAAGGAUGUGAACAAAUUUGGGAUGACAUGUCAUGCGAUGUAAAGGAUCGUUGUGGAAACUUUUAUAGUGAUCAGUUAUCAAAAUUAGCUAUUGAAGAACCGAUGAUGACUGAUGAACUCUUUGAACAACUAUGUGAAAGCAGACUAGCAAAACGAAGCCAUUAA